Molecule: messenger RNA, 1891 nt
Organism: Rosa chinensis
Lineage: Eukaryota; Viridiplantae; Streptophyta; Magnoliopsida; Rosales; Rosaceae
Product: AAA-ATPase ASD, mitochondrial
Exons: 3
Coding region: 10-1623 (537 amino acids)
Molecular function (GO): ATP binding; ATP hydrolysis activity
Source: RefSeq, a predicted model, not a curated record
AUCCUCAAGAUGAUGAUGAUGAUGGGAGAAAUGUGGCCUCAGCUGGGCUCAGUGAUUGCCAGUGCCAUGUUUGCAUAUGCCAUGUUUCAACAAUACUUUCCUUAUCAACUUCGAGGCCCUAUUGAAAAAUAUACCCAGAAAUUGUUCGGCUAUGUGUACCCUUACAUCCAAAUUUCCUUUGAUGAAUAUUCCGGCGAGUGGUUCAAGCGCAGUGAACUCUUUGCUACCAUCCAAAGCUACCUCAGCACCAAGUCCUCUACAGAAGCGAAACGACUGAAAGCUCAAGAUGUCAAAGACAGCAAGUCUCUAGUCCUUGCCAUGGAUGAUAAUGAAGAGGUGACAGAUGAGUUUCAAGGCAUUAAGCUGUGGUGGGCUUCUAGGAAAAACCCGCCUAAACAAUCUUCAUUCUCCUUCUAUCCUCAGUCUGAUGAGAAAAGACAUUAUAAGCUGACCUUCCACAGACGCCACCGCGAUAUAAUCAUGGGGUCUUAUCUAGACCAUGUGAGGAAACAAGGUAAGGCAAUAGCAGUGAGCAACAGGCAAAGAAAGCUCUACAUUAACAAUCCUGCUCAGAAUUGGUCUGGAUACAAAGCAACUAAAUGGAGCCCUGUAGUCUUUGAGCACCCUGCAACAUUUGAGACCAUAGCAAUGGAGCCGAAAAAGAAAGAGGAAAUUGUCAAUGACCUCAUCAAGUUCAGCAAGGGAAAAGACUACUAUGCGAAAAUAGGGAAGGCUUGGAAGCGGGGUUAUCUCCUGUAUGGGCCACCAGGCACUGGUAAGUCCACUAUGAUUGCUGCCAUGUCUAACCUCAUGAACUAUGAUGUUUAUGAUCUUGAACUGACCACGGUGAAGAACAACACUGAGCUGAGGAAGCUGCUGAUUGACACUCCAAACAAGGCUAUUAUUGUGAUUGAGGACAUUGAUUGCUCCCUUGAUCUCACGGGGCAACGAAAGAAGAAGAAGGAGAAGGAUGAUGAAGAUAAAGAAGAAAAUGAUCCGAUUAAGAAAAUGAGGGGAGGAGAAGAAAGCAAACCAAGUGAGGUUACGUUAUCCGGGCUAUUGAACUUCAUUGAUGGUAUUUGGUCAGCUUGUGGAGGUGAAAGAAUCAUUGUGUUUACCACUAAUUAUGUGGACAAACUUGAUCCUGCUCUCAUAAGAAGAGGAAGGAUGGACAAGCAUAUUGAAUUGUCCUACUGUUGCUAUGAAGCAUUCAAAGUGCUUGCAAGGAACUAUUUGGAUAUAGAGUCGCAUGAACUGUUUGGUACCAUUGAACGGUUGUUGGGGGAGACCAACAUGACUCCAGCUGAUGUGGCAGAGAAUUUGAUGCCCAAAUCUGAUAUAGAGGGUGCUGAUUCUUGUUUGAAGGCCUUGAUUGAAGCUCUCGAGACUGCAAAGGAGGAGGCAAGAGUGAAGGCAGAGGAAGAAGUGAAACUGAAGGCAGAGGAAGAAGCCAAACUGAAGGCAGAGAAAGAAGCAAAAUUGAAGGAAGAGGAAGAAGCAAAAUUGAAGGCAGAGAAAGAAGAGAAGGAAAAGGUUGAGUCUGUUAAAGAAGAAGUGAAGUGUAAAUUAUGUAAUGGAACAUCAGCCAAACAAGAUGGGAAAGAAGAUGGAGACAUCCAUUGAAGAUGUGGAAAGAGACACAAACAAUCUGGAAUUCUUCAUAACUAGAACUGGGGGUUAAAGUAGUGUGCAAUAAGAAUUAUUUAGAAGUUUUUACAUUUUGCUUAGCAAUUAAUGAUCAUUUUUAUGAGUUUUAAGGAAAUAAAAAAUUCAUGUUUCACGGAACCAUUGUAAUGCCAAUUGAAACCUAAAAAUUAUUUAUAAUCUUACUAUGCAAAGCUGAAGUAACAGUGCAAAAGCUUCAUCAUUCAACAACUCAACCAUAUAUAUG